Messenger RNA from Aquila chrysaetos chrysaetos, 7682 nucleotides. RefSeq names its product synaptopodin 2 (gene SYNPO2). Lineage: Eukaryota; Metazoa; Chordata; Aves; Accipitriformes; Accipitridae. Gene Ontology annotation, molecular function: actin binding. The coding region runs from base 114 to 3938 and encodes 1274 amino acids. The transcript is spliced from 5 exons. Gene Ontology annotation, biological process: positive regulation of actin filament bundle assembly. Gene Ontology annotation, cellular component: actin cytoskeleton; nucleus; Z disc. The record is from RefSeq and is a predicted model, not a curated record.
UACACAGCAGCAGCAACAGUGUGGUGCUCUGGGUCUCCAGCUCUGCCUAGCAGACAAAUCUCCAGCUCGCUGAACAUCUGCAAGACAAAUUUUUCAUGUUCUUCUGUAAAUGAAUGCUGCCUAACUGCACCAGGAAAAUGGGCACAGGGGAUUAUCUCUGCAUUGCUAUGAGCGGAGGGGCGCCUUGGGGCUUUAGAUUGCAAGGUGGCAAGGAGCAAAAGCAGCCUUUGCAAAUCGCCAAGGUUCGCAGCAAGAGCAAAGCAGCUAAGGCUGGACUGUGUGAGGGAGAUGAGGUGGUGUCUAUCAAUGGCAAGCCUUGUGGAGACUUAACCUAUGCUGAAGUUAUUGUUCUGAUGGAAAGCUUGACUGAUGCCCUGCAGAUGCUUAUCAAGAGAUCCUCCAAUGGAAUAAAUGAAACCUUGAGCAGUGAAAGAGAAAAUGGAAAACACGAUAACAUAAAAAAUGAGGACUAUAGGCAGAGUACUACACUGCAAAUUAACACAGCGAAAGAGAUACCCCGUGGAGAUUUAUGCAUCACAGAGAUAUACAGUGAGACUCACCAGGGAGCAGGAGAAAGCAACAAACACUUUUCUGAAACGAAACAAGAGACCACACAAAGCCACAGAAUUACUCCUAAAGUGAUAGGCACCUCCAAAGUGCUUGUGACAGAUGAAGCUGCUUUCAGAGGGAAGACAGAAGAAAGAAGGCCAGGUACUAUGGUUGAGCUGCAGUUGUCCCUCUCAAAUGAUGCACACAAGGGCACCAAUCCUCCUGCUGUGACUCUCUUAGGGGCAGAAAAAUGCACCCCUUCAGGAAGAGCACCCAGUGUACAAGAAGUUGGGACUAGCCCUGUAAUUGCAAUUCCCCUGGGAGUGAAAGAGGGCAACAUCCAGUGGUCAAGCAAAGUAGUCCAGUUUUCUAGUGGCAAAGAGGUCAAGAGGAUCCAAGGUGCAGCUCCAUCUCUCCCCAGGGUAGAGGUGAUCCUAGACUGUUCGGACAGGGAGAAGGAAGCACCCAGGUCCCUAGCUGAAAGGGGGUGUGUUGAUUCUCAAGUGGAAGGAGGGCAGUCGGAAGCACCUCCUUCCCUUCUCUCCUUUGCAAUCUCAUCAGAAGGCACGGAGCAGGGAGAAGACGACCAGCACUCGGAAAGGGAUCACAGACCUCUCAAGCACAGGGCGAGGCACGCAAGGCUCCGGCGAAGUGAGAGUCUGUCAGAGAAGCAGGUCAAAGAAGCCAAAUCUAAAUGUAAAAGUAUUGCAUUGCUGCUGACAGCAGCUCCCAAUCCCAAUUCCAAGGGGGUGUUGAUGUUCAAGAAGCGUCGUCAAAGGGCGAGGAAAUAUACUCUAGUCAGCUACGGUACUGGGGAGUUAGAACGUGACGAAGACGAGGGAGAAGAAGGUGAAGGUGAAGAGGGGGACAAAGAAAACACUUUUGAAGUGAGUUUGCUUGCAACAAGUGAGUCAGAAAUAGAUGAAGAUUUCUUCUCUGACAUUGACAACGACGGUAAGAUUGUGACGUUUGACUGGGACAGUGGUCUACUUGAGGUUGAAAAGAAGACAAAAAGUGGAGACGAGAUGCAGACGCUUCCAGAGAGUACAGGUAAAGGGGCCCUCAUGUUUGCCAAGAGGCGGCAGAGGAUGGAUCAGAUCACAGCUGAGCAAGAGGAGAUGAAGGCACGCACAGUGCAUACAGAAGAACGAAGGGAAGCCACCAUGUCAGAGAGCUUCCAGAAAGUAAGCUCUUCAGUCUAUCAAGCAAAAGAGGAAGAAAUGUCAAGACAGCAGACCUGCGUGAGCAAAAGCUACACAGACGUGAGCCAGAAUCGUAGCAAAAUGGUACAACAAAAUGGCUUUGGCUUAGCACCGGACACAAACCUCCCUUUUCAGUCCUCUGAAGCUCAAAAAGCAGCAUCUUUGAAUAAAACUGCUAAACCCUUCCCUUCUGGGGUUCACAACCGAGCAGCUGCACCAUUUUCACCCACAAGAAAUGUCACUAGUCCUCUUUCAGAUAUACCAGCACCACCUCCUUACUGCUCUAUCAGCCCACCACCUGAGGCUUUAUACAGACCUGUUUCAGCUCCUGUAGCCAGCAGAGCCGCCCCAACUGUGUGGUCACCCACCGAGCCAACAGAACACAUAGCAUCCAGAGACGAAAGGAUUGCGGUGCCAGCCAAAAGAACUGGGAUACUGCAAGAGGCAAAGAGAAGAGGCACUUCAAAACCUAUGUUCACUUUCAAAGAAACACCCAAAGUAAGUCCUAAUCCUGCCCUGUUGUCCCUUGUACACAAUGCAGAGGGAAAAAAAGGUACUGGAGCUGGUUUUGAGUCAGGACCUGAAGAAGACUACCUCAGUUUGGGAGCAGAAGCUUGCAAUUUCAUGCAGACUCAAGCAUCUAAACAAAAAGCCCCUCCUCCUGUUGCUCCAAAGCCUUCACUCAAGGUCUCUCCUACUGCUGAUACUCCAGUUUCACCAGUUUGGUCACCUUCAGCUGUGGCUUCUAACAAGGCUCCUUCUUUCCCAGCACCAGCCUCACCUCAGGCAGCAUAUCCUGCACCACUCAAAUCUCCACAGUAUCCUCAUUCUCCUGCCCAUCCCCCAAGUACUCUCAACCUAGCUGGUCCUUUCAAAGGGCCUCAGGCAACCCUAGCGAGUCCAAACCAUACACCCAAGACAACACCAGUCACACCAAGUGCUGGAGGAACAAAGCCACGCUUUGAGAUGCCACCAGCUAUGAGUGGAAAAGGAGCACAGUUAUUUGCCAAAAGGCACUCUCGAAUGGAGAAGUAUGUGGUAGAUUCAGAGACUGUGCAGGCAAACAUGGCACGAGCCUCAUCUCCGACUCCAUCUUUACCAGCUUCUUGGAAAUAUUCAUCUAAUGUCCGAGCACCUCCACCUGUUGCUUAUAAUCCCAUCCACUGCCCAUCUUAUCCUCCUGCUGCUACCAAGCCUUCCUCUAAGUCCACCGCUGCUACCAAAAAUACAAAAAGAAAACCUAAGAAAGGUCUCAAUGCUUUGGAUAUUAUGAAACAUCAACCUUACCAACUCGAUGCAUCUUUAUUUACUUUUCAACCUCCUAGUACUAAGGAAAGCUUUGCUAUUAAGCAGACAUCAAAGUUGUCCACUUCAAAGCAAGCUCUACCUUUAAGACCGCCAAGUGCUGGCUCUCCUACUAAUGUCCGGGCAUCUUCAGUGUACUCCGUGCCAGCCUACAGUUCACAACCUUCGUUCCAGUCAAAUGCCUCUAUCCCAGUAAAUGAAUCAUGUUCACCUACAGGCUACUCUGCAUUUUCUAAGCCAGAAACCACCACAUCCUCUUUGUUUACUGCUCCGAGGCCAAAAUUUUCAGCAAAGAAAGCUGGCGUCACUGCACAGGAAAGAAGCAGUGGACGCUCGUUAUCACUUCCUGGGAGACCUUCUUCAUUCAUUUCUCGAGCCAUGUCUCCUACUUCUCCUCUUAUAUUUCAGCCUGCCCCCGAUUACUUCAGCAAGGCAGACACAGCAGCUGACAGGCCUGGCAAGAGACUGACUCCCUGGGAAGCAGCGGCAAGAUCCCCUCUUGGCCUAGUGGAUGAAGCUUUUGGGCCCCAAAAUAUGCAGGAAUCCAUUGCUGCUAACGUAGUAUCAGCUGCUCGCAGGAAAACACUUCCUGAGCCACCAGAUGAAUGGAAACAAAAAGUUUCUUACGAGCCUCCAGCCCCAAGUGGUAGUGUAGCCUUAUUAGGAGGGAAGCAAUCGGGUAUUGUACCACCCCCCAAAAGUUCCCUCUCUGCCCCAAGUGCCACCACACAGGCUGGCUCUCAGCUGCAGUAUGCCUACUGCAGUCAACGGUCCAGAACAGAUCCUGAUAUAAUGUCCAUGGAUUCCAGGUCUGACUAUUGCUUGUCAACAGCUGAUUCAAACUACAAUCCACAGCCAAGGGGAUGGAGGCGUCCAACAUGAGCGCUGAAGGGCCUGGCAUAUUUUCCCUUCUUCCAGCUUUACAAGCCUUAGAUUUGAGUUGGAGAAGGAAAGUUUCUUGCUGGCCCGAUGAUCUCUGAACUAAAGAAAUGAGGAGGCAAAAUUGAAUGGAGCACAGUUUUCACAUGACUGCAGGGCUAGCAGCCUCUAGAAUAGACUUAGUUUUACACCUAACCUAAGAUUGUUCUGUUCAUCAAAAGGCAAAAAUACACAUUUCUUGGGGGGAGGGGUGCGAUUAAAGUGGGGCAACCAAUGUGCUCGAUACAAAAAUCUAGAAAGUAUGUAGAUGGAGACAGUACAAGUGCUUGCAGUUAAGUUAAUGUGAAAAAAAAAAAAAGGUAAAUAUGGGCAUUUUAAAGGCAAGAAGUAUUUUACAGGAUCUUGUAGAUUUUCUGGGUAUGUUUGACAUCUGAGUUCCAAGGUACUAGAUAUAACCAGACUUGGCAAAGUUCCAAUGGAAGUGGAAUACUUGGAAGCGCUGGCUUAUUUGCCAUAUGUUUUCUUUACUGCAUUUUUAAAAUGAGCUAAGAAAGUAAAUCGAUGAGUAUUUUUACUGUGGCAACAGUUAAAAUGCAUCUGUGGUCAUGGUACCUGAAUCCCUACAACACGUAGAUAUAUGCGAUGGAUUUCAAGACAGUUUCGAUGAAGUUUUAUGUAUUGUAAUUAACCAAAUCAUCUGAACACAACAGGAAGAAAGGUGUUAUUAAUAGAGAUCAGUACCAUGAUACCUGAACAACAAAAAGGAUGAAGAAAGUAUUUAGAGUGUAUUUAAACUGGAUUGCAAGUUCAUUUUGUAAUAAACUAUCGAACAAGUCAGAGGCUGAACAGCCUUUGUUUCUCUGUGAAAUGCACUACUUGCUGAACAUUAACUGCUAGAGUGUCUGGUAAUCUGACUGGCUGAGCAGUUAUUCUUAGUAUCUAGGUAGCUCAAUGUUUAGAAAGCUUUUGAUUUGUAUUCUCAGUUUGGAAGACAUAGAUAAGUUGUUUAUCAAGAACAAUACCUGUUCUACAUAGAAAUUGGUAUGUGAAAGAGGGUUUAUGACAUGUGUUACACGGUAUGAGUCUAGUACAAGUAGCAUAUAUUUGGAUGGUUGGUUACAAUUAAACUAUCUUGAUGGAUCUGAAGAGAUGGUAAAUAAUUUUUGCUGGUGAUACAUAUCUUGCAUUUACAGCUUAUUUAAACAAUAGAAAUAUGUGGCUAAAAAUAUAUGUAUUCCAAGCUUAUUGGGUAGGUUAGAUGUUGCUAAAGCAUUAAAUGAAUACCCCAAGUAUUACAAAGUGCUCUGCAUCCUCCUCAUUUUGUGGGGCAUUCUUCAAGGAUCUGUCAAGCACAGUCAACUAAAAAUUACUGCAGAAGCACUGUUAACUAUCCUUAGUUUCAGUAAGGUUGUCAACUGUGAGUAAAGUGAUUAGAUUAGAAAGAACUAAAACAUAUAUGCAGUAAGAAAGAACAUAUUACAAAACAUUCCCAUCUGCAAAGAAUUUUCCAUUAUAGCAAUUAUAUGAUAUAAUUCAUAUAAAGGAAAGAGGAAAAUUAAACCCAAGCUGGAACUUCCAGUAAGAGCAAAUAAUUACAUGAAAAAUAUACCUUUAAUGAGUUUAAGUUGGCAGUAAUUCUCUAGUCAAACAGAAGUCUCCCUGAAAUCAACUGAUCCUUUUGACCAAGCAGGAAAUGAAGACACAGGAGUUGUAAACCUUUAAACUAGGAUCAUAUUGCUAUAGCACCUUACAAAUUUAUUUCACAAAAUAUGAAUUUGCAAAGAAAAGAUGAUUUAGAGAAAUUGCAUGAACAAGGCUGCCAUGAUAUGCCUGAAAAUGAGCUUUGCACCUCAGAGUCAUCCACACACAUAAUCAGAGUAAAUUUUCCUGCCACACAGGUGAAAAAUACAUUCUUCUCUGCAGAGUCCCAUAAUCUCCCCUCUUAUCAUGCCUGGGAAUAUUUCCACUGAAACCAAUGGGACUGUGGUGGUCCCCUUAAGGGCUUGUCUUUGGAUCCAGGCCUAUCUCCCUGGAAGUACAUGUCAAGUUUUCACUUAAUUUCAGUGAAAUUAUAAUUCAAAGUGAAAUUAAGUGAAAUUUAUAAUUCAGAGUCAUCAAGGCCUUAACUAUUCAAUAAAUACUAAUGCGCGUGUAUUUCACAGAAGGCCUACAUUCUGAAAAUUACAUAAUACUUACAUAUUUUGCUGAACUGUGGUCCAUAUUACAAUGUUUCCCUGUAUCCAAGUGAAGUUCGGGUUUCUGUUUUGAACUGUAUCCUUUACACUGUUAAACAGGAAACCAGAUUAAUGAGUUUGCAGCAAGGCAUAUUUUUACCCAAUACAAUUAUUUUAAUUCUCAGAGUCAGAUACCUAACUUGAAUUCUCAUUGAAACUAAUGUUGUAAUUCUAAGGUAAUACAUCUACCAGAAGGAAAUGUGUGCUUAAUGUUAAGGCACGUGCAAUUAAAAAUUGCCAAAAGGAUUUUUAAAUUUUGAUAUGACAAAAAAAGUUAUGAUACAGAGUGAUAUUAAAAAGGCUUUAAUGCUGUGAUCACAUAGGAAUACAGAAAAACAUACUCUACGAUCAAGCUCUAACACCCCCACACCCCCCAAAAUGUAACAAACAUGUAAGAAUGGCAGAAUCAGAGAGUUUCAGACAGAAUCACUGACUUUCUGUCAAUGUCCAAGGAAAACAAAGUGUAGCCUUAUAAUUUUCUUCUCUUCACAAGAAGGAAUUCAUCAUUAAGUACUUCUGUGAACUUAAGAAUUACUGAUGUUGAGUUUCAUGUGGCUUUGUAUCUUAUCGUAGAUAAACUUGUGUGUUUAACAUGAUCUGCUACAGAUUUUUUCUUCCUCCUGCUGAGGAUUUACUAGCUCUCUUUCCCAUAUGGAUUCUCUCAUAUCUAAUAAGGAAUGAGUUCACACUGCAGCAUUUCCCUCAAUAGCAACGCUGGUAAGCAUAUCUGUCCUCCACCCAGCCAUCUAUUUUUACAAAGUCUGUGGGCAAUGGAUUGUCUCUGAGAUCUAUUCCACUGCCACACAGAAAUGAAACAUAUGAACAUUUUCAAAGUUAUUAAUGAGAGGACAUACACACAGGCAUGCAGACAGAUCACAUAGACUUGUUUACAAAGGAAAUCAGGCUAAAACCAGAUUGAGACAAUGUACUGAUUUUGAUGGAAGCAGCAGGCCCAGACUACUAAAUGAAAUAUCAAUGCAUACAAAGCUUUAUGAAGAACCACACAGCAUUUUUCACUUUCUGUUCUUCACCCUAUUCCUCCACUAGCAAAGCAUCUUUCUAUCGAAUAGUUGUGACUGUUGUGCGUGAGUUCUGAAUAUAUUAAUGCAAGUUUUUCUUACAUUUGUUUUUGAAUGCACAGAUCUGUUCAGUAAAUGUGAGGAAAAAAUUCUCUUGAGAUUUUAAAUACGUUGUUUUUGUGUUCACCCUCAGAGGUGUCUUUGUUAAUAUGCAGAGUAUUUGAAUACACAAUAUAACUGAAAAUUUAGUUUCUUUAGUUAAGUUAGAUGAUGAUGUUCACAACUCUUUUUCAUAAUUUGUUUUCAUUUUGGUUUCCUUUAACACAACCAAAUAUCUAUUCACAUUGCAUUUCUGCCUAGUAGCAAAAGACUGUAUUAUCUUUAUAAAAGGGUUUUCACUUCUAAAGACUUUUUGCUCACUGCAAAGGACACUUUAUUUGAGAGUGCAUGCCAGAGAUGUAAAUUGUAUCAUUUAAUAAAGUGAUUUGACUUGA